Messenger RNA from Labeo rohita (rohu), 6393 nucleotides. It is a transcript of the gene rereb, whose product is annotated as arginine-glutamic acid dipeptide (RE) repeats b. Gene Ontology annotation, biological process: regulation of DNA-templated transcription. The coding region runs from base 341 to 4006 and encodes 1221 amino acids. Gene Ontology annotation, molecular function: sequence-specific DNA binding; transcription corepressor activity. The record is from RefSeq and is a predicted model, not a curated record. The transcript is spliced from 18 exons. NCBI's taxonomy places the organism in Eukaryota, Metazoa, Chordata, Actinopteri, Cypriniformes, Cyprinidae. Gene Ontology annotation, cellular component: nucleus.
CCAUCAAGACUAGGGUGGUUAAAUGUAUUGAGACAUCCAUAUUGGCGUGUGAAUAUUGACACGGGAGGAUGGCCAAACACAUCUCCCUGAAGCUGAUCUCCAUAGACAGCGGACACGGAGAUGAUCCCAUUAGCGCUGGCUGCGGCGGCACAUGCUCAGUUAUGCUUGUUGAAGGGGAUCUCAGUAGGCUGUGCGUGAACACUGAGGUCAUCGCCUGCGCUGAGGAAAAAAUACUCAGCGCAGCCUCCAUUUUGAGUAGUAUGAAAUAGAGGAAAGCAUAGUUUUGAGCCGCCGCCGCCGCAGCAAACAAACUGUAAACACUAGCGAAACAGCCUCUGCCAUGGACGACCUGUUCAGUCCGCGAAGGCAGCUGAACAGCACACAAGGAGAGAUUCGAGUGGGACCAAGUCAUCAGGCUAAGCUACCAGAAUUACAGCCGCCACCUGCUCACGGAGCAGAAUCCGUCACAGAAAAUGAGGAGCUGGUGUGGGCACCUGGGGUCAAUGACUGUGACCUUCUCAUGUACCUGCGGGCUGCUAGGAGCAUGGCAGCUUUUGCAGGGAUGUGUGAUGGAGGUUCAACGGAGGACGGUUGUCUUGCAGCUUCGCGGGAUGAUACCACAUUAAAUGCUUUAAAUACGCUCCAUGAAAGCCAAUACGAUGCAGCCAAAGCCCUGCAGUGUCUGGUGAAGAAACCAGUUCCAAAACUCAUUGAGAAAUGCUGGUCAGAAGAUGAAGUGAAACGGUUUAUCAAAGGUCUCAGACAGUAUGGGAAAAACUUCUUCAAGAUCCGUAAGGACCUGCUACCUAGUAAGAAAACGGGUGAGCUGAUCACAUUCUACUACUACUGGAAGAAAACUCCCGAAGCCGUGGCAUCACGACCUCAUCGGCAGCAGAGAAGACAGCCGGUGUCUCGCAAAGUGAAAACUCGCAACGCGACAGCUGCAGCCAAUGCAACAUCUCGCACUUCUUCCAUGGAGCUUAGCUCAGCGAGUGAGGAUGAUCUGGACAGUGAGGACAGUGAGCAGGGUGGCAAAGGUCAAGCCUGCAGUCACUGUCUUACCACUAACUCCAAAGACUGGCAUCAUGGAGGGAGAGACAAUGUCUUGCUGUGUUCUAGUUGCCACUCUCACUUCAGCAAGCAUCGGCGCCUGCCACCUGUUCCCAAACCAGCAGAUCCGCCCUACCUCUUCAAACCUGUCAAAGAGGAGGAAGAGGGAGUCAGACAUGGAAUGAAGACCCGUCGGAGCCGAGUGCCACCCCACAUGUCAUCCCUUCGAAGUGGGCGCAACAGACCAACUGGAAGUCCUGACAGGGGCAUGUCUCCCACCCUUGAGGAUGUGCGAUCUAAUGGACAGUCCCCCAGAGCCAGUUCCACUGCUAUGGCAACCAGGGCUUCCAGCUCUGACAUCAAAAAUGGAGUGGCUGGGAAGACCAACAAGCAGAAGAUAAAAGUAGAGGCAUCUAUAGUAAAAGGUGUGAAAAGACAGAGAGAGUCAGCUCCUCCAGAUGCUGAUGAGCCAGAAAGGAAAAACAUGAAACGACCCAAGAAUCAGGAGGGUGCUGAUUCCCCAUCAGAAGGUGAGGGUGAAGGCGAGAGCUCCGAUAGCCGCAGUGCCAACGAUGAUGGCAGCAGUGAUGCUAAAGACAUCGAUCAGGACAACCGCAGCUCUUCCCCAAGCUUGGCCAGUCCCCUGCAGGCCAACGAAAGUGACUCAGACUCCCCAGCACCGCCCCCUGCACCAGGCCCAACCCCACAAACCCAACCCCAGCAGCCAGUUGCAACCCCCACAACACACGCCCCCUCUGAAACGCCACCAUCUCCUCAGCCCUCUCUGCCUGCAUCCUCAUCCGCACCUUCACCUGGAGCAUCUACUGCCACCUCAAAGGCACCACCUGUAGAGGUUUCCCAGGAGGUUCCAUCUCCAACCGCUUUCAGAACCGGUCCAAGGGGACCCGAAGCCCCCACCUCUUAUUCAAACUCCUCGUCUCAGCAGGUGCAGUGUCCAGGGCAGGGGCAGUCGUUCCCGGUGCCGCCCCAUUAUCAGCACAAUCCAGGUCAGCUGCAGAAUCCUUCAUCUGGGCCGAAUCAGCCACCAGGGUUUGCUUCCAGACCGCUGCACCUUCAAAGAGAGAGCCCACUUCCUCCUCUUCCCCCUACAGCAGCAUCACAAAUCAAGCCUCCUCCGACCACUCCGAUUCCACCUUCUCACAAGCAGCCCCUUCACCUUUCUGCACCUCCACCCCAUUUCCUGCAGAUCCACCCCAAUUUGCCUCCACCUCCUGCUCUAAAACCGCUUGCUUCCCUGCCAUCACAGCACUUGCCUUGUUCCCAGCCUCCUCCAUUGCAUAUAAUUCCGCAAAAUCACCCCACUCAGCCUUCCGUUCUCGCUCAGCCUUCCGUUCUCACUCAGUCGCAGAGCCAACAGGUCAAAAGUCACACUAGUGGUGCUCCUCCGGCUCCAGCGAGUUCUCACCCAGCGCUCCCACAAAAUCGCCCUGCUCCUGAGUCCACUGCUUCAUUCCCUCUUUACAAUUCUCCCAUCCCUGCCCAUCAGCCCUCCGUGUCCUCCUCAGCAAGCACUCCUGUUGGACCGGCUCAUAUCAAAGAGGAGCCAAUUGAUGAGGAGGAGGAGUGCGACAGCCCGCCUCCCCCUCGCAGGAGUCCCUCUCCAGUACCGACAGUUGUUGACAUACCCAGUCAUGCAAGUCAGUCAGCAAGAUUCAUCAAACACCUCAAUCGAGGUUACAACUCUUGCUCUCGCACAGACCUGUACUUCACACCGUUGGCCUCCUCGAAACUGGCUAAAAAACGAGAGGAAGCUGCUGAAAGAUCCAGAAGAGAAGCAGAGCUGAGCGCUCGACAGGGACGGGAGAGAGAAAGAGAAAGAGAGCGGGAGAGGGAGAGGGAGAGGGAGAGAGAAAGAGAGCGGGAACGAGAAAGGGAGAGAGACUCCGAUAAAGCCUCUCGUGCUUCAAGCUCAUCCCACGAUGGCCGAAUAGGUGAACACCUGCUUGCUGCCCAUGUGCAACCAGGCCGUCCGUCAUUCGAACCUCCUCCCCCGACCACCGUGGCUGCAGUUCCACCAUAUCUCGGCCCUGACACUCCAGCCCUCCGCACACUCAGCGAGUACGCCCGCCCUCACGUCAUGUCGCCCACCAACCGCAACCAUCCUUUCUUCAUGCCACUCGGGCCAGGUGAGCACCUGUUGGCCUAUCACAUGCCGGGUCUCUACGCAGCAGACCCAGCCCUUCGAGAGCGAGAGCUCCGUGAGCUUCGAGAGAGAGAGAUCAGAGAAAGAAUGAAGCCUGGAUUUGAGGUGAAACCGCCAGAGCUGGAGAACCCGCUACAUCCGUCAGCAAAUCCCAUGGAGCAUUUUGCCCGCCAUGGAGCCCUGCCUCUGCCUCAUGUGGCUGGGCCUCACCCCUUCGCCCAAUUCCACCCAGCCAUGGACCGAAGCGUAGCGGCACCCCCUCGGCCGGAAAUCAGCUACGCUGAGCGGUUGACAGCUGAGCGGCUCCAUGCUGAAAGAAUGGCCUCUGUUGCUGCUGGUGACCCUGUUGCACGGCUACAGAUGCUCAAUGUUACACCACACCACCACCAGCACUCACAUAUACACUCCCAUCUUCAUCUGCACCAACAGGACCCUCUCAACCAAGGCCAAGGGCCUCAUCCUCUGGUGGACCCAUUGGCUGCUGGCCCCCCUCUGGCACGAUUCCCCUACCCACCUGGUGCAAUCUCCAACCCCCUACUCAGUGAGUUACCCCAUGAGCAUGAAAUGCUCCGCCACCCUCUGUUUGGAGCACCAUUCCCCAGAGAGUUACCAGGACCCCUGGCUCCGAUGUCGGCUGCGCAUCAGUUGCAGGCGAUGCAGGCACAGUCAGCAGAGCUGCAGAGGCUGGCCCUGGAGCAGCAGUGGCUACAUGGACAUGCACACUUACAUAGUGCACCUCUCCCCAGUCAAGAAGACUACUACAGAUUCUGCAAGGUGUAUGUACGCUUUUGACUUCAACUCCGUCUGAAGAAAGAGGGAGACAAGCAGUCCUGAAAUGAACAAAUUCUCCACUGUGGAUUACAGAGUGAUUCUGUGUUCAGGGUAUUAGGCCUUUUAUUUCAGAAAACCCAGCAUGGGUUUAUCCCUGUUUUGGCACUUAUAAACGUUUGACCGACUCCUUUGUGCUGUAUGAAAUAACUAGCCUUUUGGAGCACACUGAAUUUGCUUUCCUUGCAUGAACACUAUUUAGAAAUUUCUGUAAUUUAGAAGUUUCUGUAAGAAAUGAAAUUCCCAUGUAACGUCGUUAUUGUGCUGAAAGCACAAUACUGUAGAUUUACUAAGUAUUUGAAAAGUGCUGUCCAAUAUCCAGAGUUUAUCACAAUUUAGUUUCAAAGUUUAUUGAAACAUUUGUUUUGAGAUUGUAAAUAUUAUAUGUUUAAAAUAAUAUAUUAACUGUUGCAAUGAUAGAUUUGGAUACAAAACCUUCAUAUGACCUGUGUGCAAGAAUUGCAUGCUUUACAUACUUUAUCCUUCCCUUUCUCUGACAGCCUCUUCAUCUAUACCUCAGAGUGCUCAUCAAUUUACAGCAAAACCCACCUGUAGUAAACUCCACAUUACCAUAUUCUUUUAUGAAUAUUUUCUUUUAUAUUCUUUUUUGAUUUAAUAAUGUAGACCAAAUGCAGGCUGAGUAUUAGCAUGCUGACUGUAGUGUUGAUCUUUCCCUGUCUGGAGAACAGUCGCUUUACUGCCGUAGAUAUACGUUGCUGUGGAACUGAUCAGACCGACAGUCACCUGCUUGCAGUGUUGUCCGCCAUGCUUAAAGACACGAUUUGAUAGAGCAGUUCCAGGGUCACUCUUACUUCACCCCUUACAUUUAUACAGGGGUACAUGCAGUUAGCAAUAAAUGCAUAUGGCAUAUUUAAUGGUAUCCUCACUACCAGCUUCUAACUAGCAUAUGCACUUGGCCAAUUAAACAACCGGGCUACUGUUUAGUAAGUUACGUUUUCAUAGUUAGGCUGGUUGGGAAAGAGCACAGCAUUCUCACAAAAAAGAUGGAAUUAAUUAUAAACCCAAUAGAAAAAGUAACUUUGUGACGGUUUAAUGCAAUACAAGUAAGUGUAUUGUUGUGCACUACUAUUAAUUGUUGAAAUAACAAUAGAAAACAUGAAAUGGAGUGCCAUUGUUUUGUAUGUGUCAAGAAGACAUGAGUGUUAUCUGUAAUGCCGUUGUUGUGGAACUUUGAUGGGUCACUUUUUCCAAAACUGCCAAAAAGUCAUUAUUUUCUUCGAAUUAACACUAAACAUUUGUACUAGCAUUUUACAAAGUAUAUGGAUAUUUUUAAUGAGAAAAAAUACGUUCUCAUUUUAGUAUCCAUGGCUUUAUGUCUUUACAUGCACAGUGUUGUCUGGUUGCUAUUACCUUAUAGUUAGAAUUUUUUCAGAACUCAUUUCAAUGAUGAAUGCAUGAUUAUUACAAACAGCUUUAAUCAUUUUACUCAUCCAUUAAUGUCAUAUGAACUUAAUUUUUUUUGUAAGCGUAAUUUGUGAGGCUGUUUCAUAUACACUGAUCACACUGACAUCAGUCUUCGCUUAUGUGUGAUAGAAAUAUUUGACACUCAGCAGCAGUCAUUUUUCUGGCACUUUCUGAUACCUCCUUAACUUCCAACUAUAUUUUAUGUGCAAAUUUAUAUUCUUCAUAAAAUGUGCUCAGAUCUGUUUCCUCAAAAACUAUAUGAGCUUUUUUUAAGCUUUGGCCGCAUGAUGUUUUUGCAUUAAUAGAUACAUCUAGAGUGAUUAUCAUUGAAAAUGUUUUUUUUUAUAUGUACACUGCAAAAUAGUUUACUUGUGAAUUACAUAAAUAUGUAUAGCACAGCUUGAGUCCUGAAUAUAACUGACGCAAACCAACUUACCAGUGUCAUUUCUGGUCCAUACCAACAUAAUAUCUAAAGCAAUAUAUGUCUUCUAACUGAACAAGUGUUUGUACGGAAAAAAAACUAAUGUUUCCUCCUUUGCUUUGUAUGCUUUUCUUUAACAAAAUUGUCCUUUGAUAAGUUAUUUAUUGAUUGAACACCUAUUUUGUAACAUGAAUAUAUUAAACAUGAAAAUAUUAGACUGUUAGUAAAUAUGGAAUACAAUCUAAUAUGUGUAUUUACUAAAGUGUUUGUUGUGAAUUUGUGCAAAAUUAACCCUUUCCUGUACACUGGCCCCUUGUGAGAAAUCCUCAGAAAGCUCUAAUACUAGAUUUUUAUGGUUCAUCCUUCUUUUACGUAUCGCCGCAAGUACUGGAUAGCAGAUAUCGCGCUCACGUUUGCCAGAAGAGCUGAGAAACAAUAGAGGGAGAAAAAGGAUCAUGUUAAUUUUGUGUGCUCAUAUUAUCUGAAUAAAUUGCCUAAUUUAAUA